GUAGUUAGUCGUCGCACACUAAUUACAUCCGCAAGACUCAAUUAAAAAAAUAAACCGCAUAAAACAAAUACCAGAAAAAAAAAUAAAGAAAAACAAAAAUUAAUAAAAAAAAAUUAAUUUUUUUAAUUUUUGCCUUUAUUUUAGUUUCGAAUUGAUAAAAUCUAUAAAAAAAAAUAUUUAUUAAUUAGGUCUUACAUGACUUAGAAAACCGUUAUAAGUUUUUAUCGUUAAGAUUUACAAUUUUCAUCGAUUAAUCAAUAUUUUUAAUUGAUAAUUUUAAAAAUAAAAAGUUGGGGAAAAAAAUUAAAAAAAAAAGUUUUAUAAAAUCUUUUGGUUUUGCAUUACAAAUUAUAAAUUAAAAAAAAAAUAUUUUAAUUCUCGGUAAAAGAAAUAUAAAAUUUAUUGGAAAAUCAUGAGAGAAAUAAUCCAUUUGCAAUGUGGCCAAUGUGGAAAUCAAAUUGGAUCCAAGUUUUGGGAAUUAAUAUCAGAUGAACAUGGUAUCGAUCCAAAUGGAAUGUAUCAUGGUGAUACAGAUUUACAACUUGAACGUAUCGAUGUAUAUUAUAAUGAAGCAAGUGGUGGAAAAUAUGUACCACGUGCGGUUUUAAUUGAUUUAGAACCAGGGACAAUGGAUUCAGUUCGUAUGUCACCUUAUGGUCAAUUAUUUAGACCAGAUAAUUUUGUUUUUGGACAAUCUGGAGCUGGUAAUAACUGGGCAAAAGGACAUUAUACUGAAGGAGCUGAAUUAAUGGAGAACGUAUUAGAAACAAUACGUCAUGAAGCAGAAGGAUGUGAUUGUCUUCAAGGUUUUCAAUUGGCACAUUCUUUAGGUGGUGGUACCGGUUCUGGUAUGGGUACAUUAUUAAUAUCAAAAAUUCGUGAAGAAUAUCCAGAUAGAAUUAUGAAUACAUUUUCUGUAUUCCCAUCACCAAAGGUUUCCGAUACUGUUGUUGAACCAUAUAAUGCUACACUGUCAAUUCAUCAGCUUGUUGAGAAUACCGAUGAGACAUUUUGUAUUGACAAUGAGGCAUUAUAUGAUAUUUGUUUCAGAACAUUAAAAUUAACAUCACCAACGUAUGGGGAUUUGAAUCAUCUUGUUUCGUUGACAAUGUCCGGUGUGACAACAUGUUUACGUUUCCCAGGUCAAUUAAAUGCUGAUUUAAGAAAAUUAGCUGUUAACAUGGUGCCAUUUCCACGUCUUCAUUUCUUUAUGCCAGGUUUUGCACCAUUAACACCUAGUAGAUCACAACAGUAUUUGGCAUUAACAGUAUCUGAAUUAACGCAGCAAAUGUUCGACGCCAGAAAUAUGAUGACUGCAUGCGAUCCAAGACAUGGACGUUAUUUAACUGUUGCUUGUAUAUUCAGAGGUAAAAUGUCAAUGAAGGAAGUUGAUACACAAAUGUUAAGUGUUCAAAAUAAGAAUAGCAGUUACUUUGUUGAAUGGAUACCAAAUAAUGUUAAAGUAGCUGUUUGUGACAUACCGCCUAGAGGUUUAAAAAUGUCAGCAACAUUUAUUGGUAAUUCAACAGCAAUCCAAGAAAUAUUUAAAAGAAUUUCAGAACAAUUUACGGCAAUGUUUAGGCGUAAAGCAUUUUUACAUUGGUAUACUGGAGAAGGUAUGGAUGAAAUGGAAUUUACAGAAGCUGAAAGUAAUAUGAAUGAUUUAAUAUCAGAAUAUCAACAGUACCAGGAAGCCUCAGCGGAAGAUGAUGCUGAAUUUGAUGAAGAAGAAGAAAUACAACAGCAAGAACAGGAACAAGAACAAGAACAAAAUCAUGUUGAAGGUGAAAUGAUGUAACAAUUUUUAUAUCAGAAAACCACCGAUUAAAAUUAAUUUGUACUGAAAGAUUGAUGCAAUUUUGUUUUAAAUUUUUUAUUUUUACCAUGUAAUUAAGUUUAAAAAAAAACAAUGAGACAUGAUUUUUUCACAAAUAAUUAAAAUUAAAAAAUUUGUUUUUGCAAUUUCAUUUAGAAAAUGUAUUUAAUUAUCAAAAUAAAGACGUUGUAGUUUAAAA
This is a messenger RNA of Condylostylus longicornis, 2015 nucleotides long. Its product is annotated as tubulin beta chain-like. Lineage: Eukaryota; Metazoa; Arthropoda; Insecta; Diptera; Dolichopodidae. The coding region runs from base 413 to 1798 and encodes 461 amino acids. Gene Ontology annotation, biological process: microtubule cytoskeleton organization; mitotic cell cycle. The transcript has 7 exons. The record is from RefSeq and is a predicted model, not a curated record. Gene Ontology annotation, molecular function: GTPase activity; structural constituent of cytoskeleton; GTP binding. Gene Ontology annotation, cellular component: cytoplasm; microtubule.